AUGGCAUGGAUCUUCAUCGCCAUCACUAGAGACUUCAACCAGAAUUCCUAUCGUGUGGUCUUACCAGUGGUAGACCAACGUGCGGACAUCGAUAUGCUCGUCAAAGUCAUCAAAGAUAUGGCUGGAACUCCCAAUGGACCUAUAGCGGUUCGACACAUUCGGAACAACCCUCUUGAUCAAGAUGAAGGCCUUCGACUCGUCUGGCCACGUAUCCAUGACCCUAAGGCUCCUAAAGUUCAAUCGUACCCUACGCCGGAUACACCUACUCGUCCAUUCGAUACCAACGGCGGAGUUGCUGCGACGGGCGUCGAUCAGUUGCCAGAACAAGAGGAGAAUCUAGAUCAGAUGGAUUUGGAAUCGGAAGAUGAACAUCCUCAAGCUAGUACACGAGGAGAAGCUGAAAUGGCCGAUUGGGUACGUCGUGAUUUAUGGAUGACCCGGGGUGAAGCAUAUCCCUCUAGACCCGACGUGUUUGGGUGGUCGGAUGGCUUGAAUAUGGCACAAGUCAAUGCGUAUAGCUUCAGACCACCAUUACCCCCCCUUGUGGCUUUGUCAGCCCCUUCGCCAAUGAUGUACGCUGGCUCGUAUGUUGGAUCGGGAAUGGAAGUUGACAUGGGGUCUUUUGUUGAAGAGAAAUAUGAUAUGAAAAAGGUAGAGAACGUGGGAGGUCUAGCCACGCCUGUCAGUCCCAUCCAAGGACAAGCUCCUCCUUGGCAGAAGGUUUAA
Messenger RNA from Tremella mesenterica DSM 1558, 726 nucleotides. RefSeq lists its product as uncharacterized. NCBI's taxonomy places the organism in Eukaryota, Fungi, Basidiomycota, Tremellomycetes, Tremellales, Tremellaceae. The coding region runs from base 1 to 726 and encodes 241 amino acids. The record is from RefSeq and is a predicted model, not a curated record. The transcript is spliced from 4 exons.